AUGAACUGGCUCUGGAACAUCAGGCGUUGGGAGCCACUCCAGGGCCCCCUGAAGUGGGUCCCCACCCUGGGCGAGCUGCAGAAGACCCUCCAGAAGGGCGAGUACUUGCCCCUCCGCCCGCUGCCCAUGUUCGAGAGUAACUUUGUCCAGGUGACCAGUCGAGGGGCCCCAGUGUAUGUGCACCACAGAACCAACCGAGUGACCAUGGGCGUGGCUGCCUCCCUGCCAGGCCUGGUGUUGCCAGACAUCCUGCUGAUGGCCCAGCCCGCCGCGGGCAGGGAGCGCUCCAGCCUCGUCCUCACCAGGAUGAUCCCGCUGGACCUGGCCCACCUCUACGUCCACGACCUGUCUGCCUGGCACCUGAAGCUGCGUCUGGUCAUGGGCCGCCGCUAUUACCUGGAGCUGGACGCCCCUGACAAUGAGGUCAGCUUCCUGUUUGACUGCUGGAUCCGCCUCAUCAACCUGCUCCGGCAGCCCGCCACCUCCUGGGCCCCCAGGACCCUUCACACGCCCCCCAUGGACCCGGGCCACGGUUGCUCUGAUUCUGAGGGGGCCACAUGCCUGGCAGGUUUACUUGAGACCCCUUCACUCUGUAUCUCAGAGGACAGCCCUGAAAUGCCCUUGCUGGGCUCCUGUGAUCACUUGCAUAUGUACCCGUGGCAACAGGACAUGGACGACCUGAUGGACCCGGAGGCCAGCACCUUGUCCACGUCCUCCCUCUGCCCAGCCGCCUACCCUCCUGACUUCCGCAGGUGCAACGAACAGGCCAGGCCUCUGGACUCCGUGCAGAGACUGUGGCCGCCGCCCUCCCAGAAGCCCCCAGCCAUCCCUGCUGCCUCUUGUAAGGCUCCAUUCAUCCUUGACCAAUCCCAGAAGUUCUUGGCUGUACCUGCUCCAUCCCGGAAAGCACCAGCUUUUCCUGCUGCUCCCCAGGAGGCCCCAGCCACACCUGCCCCAUCUCAGAAGGCCACACAUGUAUUGGCUACGCCCCACAAGGCCCCAGCCAUGCCUGCCCCAUCUCAGAAGGCCGCGUAUACACUUGCUGUUCCCCUGAAGGCUGUGUCCCCCCCUGCUCCAAACAGGAAAUCUGUGUUCCUACCUACCCUGUCCCAUAAGGCUCUGACCUUACCUACCCAAUACCAAAUGACAUUGGACCCUGCCACCACUGGCGUGUUGCCUGCGGGAAGUCACGGAGGAGAUGUGCUUGAGAAAAGCAAGCCUGAAGGGAAGCCAGAGCUGGUGUUGAUGGGCACCCAGGAAACAAACAUAGUAGAGGUGAGGACUCAGAAAACAUCCCUGGAGCUGCCUUUCACCACCACCGAGAAGGAGUCGGAGGAAGUCCUGGUCAGCAGAGCCCAGGAUGUCACCGCGGAUGGCUUGAAGGGCAAGGGCAAGUUGGAGGACAAAGUCCGCAGGAUGAAGGAGGAGAUCUCUCUGGACAUGCUGGGCUUCAAAUCCAAGGAGGUGGGGCAGCAGCAGAAGUGGAUCAAGACCCAGGAGUUGGCCAUCGAGGAAGCCUCACAGGGGCAGACCGGGCCCUUCUCAGUGGAAGGGCUCACCCGUGCCAAGCUGAUGAUCACUGCCAGUUCCAAGGAUCCCUCCUUGAGAUCAGCUCUGUUCAAUCUGCCCUGCUGGCUCUCAACCCAGCAGGGGUCUGCCAUGCCAACUACGGACACGGUACCCCUCAGCACCACCAAGGUGUCCUGGCUGGAGGAGAUGCCGGUGGUGGUCAGGGAGCAGCCACAGUUGGGGGCCUGGGCGACGGGGAACAUGCAUCCAUGGGCGGAGGUGGAGGAGGUGCCCCGGGACCCAAAGGGGCCUUCCAAAGCGUCCCCCUUCCCCAAGCGUGCCACCAGCAGCCCCAAGGUGAAUGCUGCCUCCCUGACUCCCAUCUCUCUGCCCUCAGCAAGGUGGGAGGACGUAACGGAGUCUCCUACCUCUCUGACCCCUGUCUCAAAGAUGGAGGCCAGGGUCUCCCAACAGCCCAGGAGAGUAUCUCAAGAGCCCAAGAGGGUGCUGGACCAGUGCCCCAUGGCCACAGUGGGGUCGUCUUUGGAGAUUCUCUUGCCCACUCUCUUGGAAAUUGAGAGUAUGAAGGACAUGGCCUCCAAGGUGGAGAAGAUAGAGGAAGUGGGCAUCUUUGCUCCUUCGCCCAGCAUGCACGGUUCCCAGCGGCCUCAAUAGCGGGAUGCGGGGGACUCAACCUCAGUCGCCGAAGUGUCCAGAGGAGCCCAGAGGGGCCAGGCCCCUAGGUGUUGUGCACCUCUACUGUAAGAAUCAGGGUCCUGAAAAGGCCGGGCGGGGAUGCUCCUUCUCCGGUAGAGACCAGAGC
Molecule: messenger RNA, 2332 nt
Organism: Globicephala melas (long-finned pilot whale)
Lineage: Eukaryota; Metazoa; Chordata; Mammalia; Artiodactyla; Delphinidae
Gene: GARIN5B
Product: golgi associated RAB2 interactor family member 5B
Cellular component (GO): nucleus
Source: RefSeq, a predicted model, not a curated record